Molecule: messenger RNA, 1431 nt
Organism: Rhizophagus irregularis DAOM 181602=DAOM 197198
Lineage: Eukaryota; Fungi; Glomeromycota; Glomeromycetes; Glomerales; Glomeraceae
Source: RefSeq, a predicted model, not a curated record
AUGGAAUUGUUAAAAAAGAUAUUCAAAAAAAAGCCAAGAAAUACUAGUAUGGAAAUUUUGAAUAAAUCAUUCAAAGAAAAGCCUAGAAAUUUAUGGAAAUAUGUUGAUUGGGAUAAAUAUCAUACUCAUGCUACAGUUUCUUCUAUUGAUUCAACUACCAAAUCAGAUGAUAUUGAUGAUAGAAUAAUCUAUAUGGAUGAAAUAGAGAAAAGAAAAGAAAUUUUUGGUAUAUGUGGGGAAUGCAAUGAACCUGGCACAGGAGGUUAUUGGUGUCAACCUUGUAAUGCCAAAAGAUUUAAGGAAAAUUUUAAAAAUUGGACUAGCGGAAAUGAAGAUGUUGAUGAACUAAUACAACAUUCACAACUUAAUGCUAUACAUCAUAAAACAUGUCUUGAAUGGAUACCUUUUGAAAAAUUUCAAAGUAUUACUUAUAUUACCAGAGGAGGCUUUGGUAAAAUUUAUUCAGCUAAAUGGCCUGAAGGACGUAUUGGUUAUUGGGAUAUUGAACAUCGAAAAUGGAUUAGAGCUACAAAUUAUGAAGUCGCAUUAAAAAGCUUGGAUAAUUCUUCUGAAAUUAGUACUGAUUUUUUAAAUGAGGAUAUUGUUUUCUGCUAUGGUAUAACUCAAGAUCCAAAUACCAAAGAUUAUAUGAUGGUUCUAAAUUAUUGUAAAUAUGGAAAUUUAAGAAAUUACUAUUUAAAUAAUUCUAAUGAUUGUAUGAAACCUUGUCAUUUAUCAAGAAUUGCAAAUGGACUGUUAAGUAUCCAUAAUGCUGAAAAAGUUCACAAAGACUUUCAUUCAGGUAAUAUAUUGUUUAGUGGGUCUAUGUUUAUAAGUGAUUUAGGAAUGUGUCAACCAGCAAAUAAUAAAGAGAAACCUGAUAAAAAGGAAGGAGUUUAUGGAGUAUUACCUUAUAUGGCACCAGAAGUUUUACUAAUUCCUUUUAAUGAUAUACCUCAUGAUCAUAUUUUAGCUGUCAAAAUAUGUAAAGGUCUUAGACCAAAAAUUUCUGAAGGCAUUCCUAAACUAUUUGUUGAUUUAAUUAUGAAAUGUUGGGAUGCUAAAGCAGAAAAUAGACCAACUGCUAAAGAAUUAUAUCAAGUAUUAAAAAAAUGGGAUAAAGAAGGUGGUAUUAAUAGUGAAAUUUAUUUUCAGAUGAAUGAAUAUGAAAAAAUUAGAAAACACAAAUUGGAAAGCAAAUCAAGUGAAAAUAUGUCUGAAAGUAAAAAAUCUCAUCCUCAAGCAAUCUAUACAAGUAGACUUUUAAAUUUCAAAAAUCUUCCGGAACCAUUAAAUUCUUCAGAUUUAUCAUUGUUUCAACUUAAUUCAGAUGAUGUCCCAUCAGUAUCAGCAAAUCCAAAAUUAUAUUUUAAUGAAAUUUUUAUGAAAGGAUCAAAUGAGCAAAAGAAAUUAGGAAAUAUAUUAUUUUAG